This is a messenger RNA of Sycon ciliatum, 9888 nucleotides long. RefSeq names its product serine-rich adhesin for platelets-like. Gene Ontology annotation, biological process: intracellular signal transduction; positive regulation of apoptotic process; protein phosphorylation. Bases 661 to 8535 code for a protein of 2624 amino acids. NCBI's taxonomy places the organism in Eukaryota, Metazoa, Porifera, Calcarea, Leucosolenida, Sycettidae. Gene Ontology annotation, molecular function: protein serine/threonine kinase activity; ATP binding. Gene Ontology annotation, cellular component: nucleus. The record is from RefSeq and is a predicted model, not a curated record. The transcript is spliced from 13 exons.
CGACAGUACCGUGCAUGUGUCGCGUGCGAGAUCGCACAUGCACACAAUCGUCAAUGCGUAGAUCGACUGGGAACCGUGGUUUUUUAGCUUCUGUGCAUCCGUGUUUGCAUGACACACACAGAUUUGGUUAGCAAAUUUCGAUUUUUUCAGAGCGUAGGCCUCCCAGAAUACGGGAGUUUUUGGCGCUUUGUACGGCUUUAGCAAGUGUACAACUCUCUUCAACAGAAUUCAAGCCGAGCCGAUGACUUUCACGUACACGGAUCUGUAUCCGUGACGGAGUUGCCCUUCGACAACGAAGACCAGUUUUGAAGGUUUUGCUUUGAGGCGACCGGCUCAUGGAUUGGGUUGUUGUCGAUGCCUGCACUUAUUUCCGGAAGGCUGUGUAGGCUGUAGUUCUUGCUGUAGUAGAGCUGAAGUGCUUCUUGAAGCCCCUGUUCCAACAACCGAGAAGAGCAACUGGCCAUCGCCCCUGUACUUUUGGGGCUCACUGAUGCGUUCGUCGUUCGGGCUUACCCAGAUCUCUCUUGCUGAGUUCAGUUGAAAUUUUAGAGCACUCUCUAAUGCUGCUCUUCUGGUAGUCGUUGGUGCUGUGAGACGUUGGUGCUGCUUGUUGCUUGCUUGGAGCAUUGCCGGGAUAGGAAACCGAGCGUUUCCUCAGUCAUGGUGGAAGUGGUGAAGGGAAAAGCCACGGAGAAGUACGAUGUCGGAGAAAUCAUUGGACGUGGCAAGUUCUCCACCGUCAAGCUAUGCACGGAGAAAGACACCGGCAAGGAGUUUGCUGUCAAGAUCCUGCGGACGGCACGGCGCGGCUGCUCUCGAGAUGCCAUUCUCAAUGAAGUGCGCAUCAUGAACAUGUGCGUGGAUUGCAUGUACGUGCUCAAGCUGGUGGAAGUGUUUGACGGUGGGCGCGAAUUUCAUCUCGUCGAAGAACUGGCUGAAUGUGGUGACUUGUACAGUCGUUGUCUUGCUGAAGAAAACCACGCGGAGGAGAAUGAAGUGCGCAAUUACAUCAGACAGCUGAUCGAUGCGUUGGUGUUUAUUCACGAGCGUAACAUCGUUCACUGCGAUAUCAAACCAGAGAAUGUGCUGGUUACACGCGACGACACCGACAAUAUCCGUCUUGUCGACUUUGGUUUGGCGCGCGUCGUUUCGCCCAAGGAUAAAGUAUGCGAGAUUGUCGGCACCACCGAGUAUGUAGCACCCGAGAUCCUGAGCUUUGAGCCGAUAAUGGCAGCCUGUGAUAUGUGGAGUCUGGGAGUUCUCGCCUACACGCUAUUGAGUGGGAUUUCCCCUUUCCUGGGUGACAACGACAGUGAAACGUACGCAAACAUCUCGCACUGUGACUAUGAUUUUGACGAUGAAGUAUUUGAUCAUGUCAGUGAAGACGCGCAGCACUUCAUUUCCGAAUUGCUAGAGGUGAAACCAAGAAUACGUCCCAGCGCGCACGAGAUGUCAACGCACUCCUGGAUGCAGGCCACCAUACAGUCACCCUCGACCAGCAUGUCCACAAGCAACACAUGCGUCGUCAGCAGCAGCAGCAGUGUCGGUGGUGUCAGUGCCAGCACCAGUACCACAAGCACCAGUACAGCUAUCGCCGGCGGCGCCAGCAGCAGCAAGAUUGAUUCUCCCAUCGCCACCGAUGGCACUGCCAGCAGCACUCACAAGGUGCUAACACCCGUCAACAGCAACCAGAACAAUCUCUGCAGUUCGGCGAAAACAACACCCACUGGCAGCCCCGUAGUCAGUAGCAGUAGUGGCGCCUUCACUCGCGGCGAGUCCACGCGGAAUUUGAGUGUCACGGUCGACCAAUCGUCUCGCGGUGGUGGCAGUGCCCCGAACUCUGCCCGCCGACUUGUCGGCAAUCAGCACAUUGGGGUGGAGAGGGCAGCCAGUCUGCCUGUCCGGGAUCGCAGUCGCCUUGCCAUUGAUAUCUUUUCAUCGCAAGAUGAAGGUGCUAAUGAUUCAAUGACAUCUGCAACAACGGGCAAUUCACCAACCCUGGACACGGCUCCAGACCUCCGAGAGACUCCGUCUGCGGUGGACUCUGCGUACAUGAGUCGUCAUCGCCGAUCGCAGUCCUGCAAAAGUGAAUCCGGUGCUGUCACCCCACCGUCACCAACACCGGCAUGCGAGCGUGUGCCAUUGUCCCCACCGCCGCCAUCGUCCUCGCCGCCAUUAUCCCUGUCACGGUCACCACUCUCCUCAGUAGUACCAUUGGCAUCCAGCAGCACACAGAGUGUUAGCAAUAAGAAUGCCACCAUAGACUCACCGCCAGCAGCUGCUUUGCAAGCUGAUACAAAGAACCAGCAGCCAAGGCGGCACAGUAGUACAUCGGAUAACCGCCAUGCUAGCACUCUGCCUAACGAUGAUACAAACACCCCGCCUAGUAGGAGUAACACUGCUAAAGCACAUGAUAACAUGCCUAUGGGUGAUGCUGGUGAUGAGUCAGUUGCUGGCACAGGUGCGGUCAACGCUACCCGUCCCGCUAAUCUGGCUCUCAGGACCACUAGCACUAGUAGUAAUAGUACUACACGAUCCAUCAGUGGUACUGGCGAUGCGGUUGGGCGAGUGGCUGAGCGCAACGCUACUACCUCCAGGCCUGCUAGCAAGCGGCACUCUAUGCCAGCCGUAGAGUCUCCUCUCAGUACACGCUCGUCCUGCGCCAGCUCCGUUGCUGCCUCGCGCACUCGUUCCAAUAGCAGAUGUGUUGAGAAAGACGAUCGGCAGGGGGCAGCAGCGGACAGCAAUGCGGCAGCAGUGCCGGACAGGACACAGUCUCCGCGGCGGCGUAGUACCGACGCCGUUAACAACACAUCCACCAGUCGCCGCAGCGGCAGCAGCCAGACAUCCAUGGUGUCUGCGGCGGCUAUCUCAGCUGCAGGCCGUCGCAGUCGCUCUGGUUCUACGUCCAGUGUGAAUGCAGAUGUCAGCACUGCUACACUCAAUGAAAACAGUACUGUGACGGAGAAAACACCCGGUGGGAGUCGGCGGCGGCGUUCUAGAGCUGGCUCAGCAUCCAGUAUUGAUGACGUGUCGCCAGCAGCCAAAGCCAGUACUGUGGUGCCAGCAGCAAGUCCCAUCCUGUCCCAUUCGGUCAGUAACCAGCGAGCUAACCGGACAUCAUCCUCCUCCUCCACCAGCUUGGCUAGUGGUCACCACUCCACCACCUUGGCAGCUAGUGGUAAUUUGUCACCGCGGCGACGACGCGUCAGCACCAGCUCACCAUCCGGUCAGACGGAUGACUAUCAUGUUGCUGACGCCAGUCGUAGAUCAGUUAGCAGCAGAACGGGCAGUGAUACUGUAACCAAUGUUGAUGUUAGCCGUAGAUCAGUUACCAGCAGAGCAGGUAGUGAUACCGUAGCUGCUGCUGAUGCUAGCGCUGUUCAACAGCCAUCACAGCCUGCAGCAUCAUGCACAGUCAUCAGUGACUCUAGCAGUGUAGCGGCAGUGGACAGCUCAAGCAACACUUCUACCCAGACAGAUGAGCUUCCCUCUCCGAGUGUCACUGCGAGCAGUGCUGUGAUGAUGAAAGAUCGUGCUGCCACCACCGCUACCACCAAGAACGACUCAAUGUCCCAAGCAGCAUCUUCAACCAAGGAGACGACGCACUCUACAGGUGUAGGCUCCCGAGCAAGCAUAUCUUCUACAUCUGACCGACCAAGCUUCUCCUCUGUCUCGUCGGCUGAUGACAGCGCAAUCAUGUCUGAUAUCGAACUGAGUCCGGUGCUAGUACCAGUGCAGUCUACACCGGAGAAAAAGUCAUCUACCAACACUGUGCCUGCUGCUGCUGCUGCUAGCCGUGGUGGUGACGGUGAUAGCAAUGCGGCUGUUCCUGGUGCUGCUGCUGGGACUGCUCUCAAACUGGGCGGCAAAGCAGAAAAGCAGUCAGCCGCCAAGAGAACAGUGUCACAGAGCUCAGCAAAAGAUCCGGUGCAGCUAGCGAGUCGUAACUCUGCGCCCAGAACUGUGUCUGGUGUUGCAGCUACUGCUACAGGUAGUAACUCUACUCGUAGCACUGACCAGAAAGAGAGAAUAGCUGCAAAUGAACAGAAGGACAAGCAAACCCCAAAGGACCCAGGUCAGCAGAGAACUGCUUCUCAGAGUUCGGCCAGUCAAUCGCCAUCACGUCAGCAGCAGAACAGCAGCAGAGCACUAUCACCGGCGGCACAGACACCACCGCGUAGCAGUACUGGUGUCAGCCCUCGUCUGGGCAGCUUCCGGGGCUCGGCGAUGAGCAGCCGCUUCUCCAAUUCACACAACGACGUAUCCAGUGUGGGCAAGUCAACAUGUGCAAAUGAUAGUGCCAACCGAUCAUCAGAUACUGUAUCAAAGAAGAACAACACGGUCUCACCUACACUGGGCUUAGCAUCAACUCCAUCACCCGCUGGACGAAGAACUGAAACCAGGCCUCCUUCCACUGCUGCCAAAUCUCCAGUACAGGAGAAAACUGGAACAGACAUCGCCUCCGCCAAGCACUCUGCGUCCACCGCCACCACUAGCAGCAGCAAUAGCAGUGGCAGCAGCUUGGCUUCUCGCCAGGAGGGCCGCAGCAGGACUACUACCACGGUGGCGCCACGUGCUACUCGAGACCUGGAUGCCAGCUCAACGCCACGGCUUGGCAGCUUUCGGCGUCGCUCCGUCUCUCGUUCUUCCCAAUCGGACUUCUCACGCGUCAACAAGUUCCCAGAUGACAACGCCACUGCCCCUGCUGCUAACAGUACAGCGAAAACUAGCACUCAACUGUCUUCAGAACGUCACACUCCUACAUCACGUGCUACAAGCAGCAGUUCCGCGCUAUCAUCCCGUUUCUCUGCGUCGCAGAGUAAUCUGUCACGAGCUGGCACCGAUGCUUCAUCCUCAUCAGCAUCCUCUCGUCGUCUUGUCUCGGCCAGCAGUACACCGCGUGUCCGCUCUCCAGUUGAUUCAGCACAACUAUCAUCAGCGGCAGCGGUAGAACCAUCAUCAGCUACGCUAACUGAUAGCACUGCCAGUGCUAUUACAUCUACUAUCUCUAAGGAUAGCACCGGUGAGAGGCUCUCUGCUCUGGGAUUAUCUAGUCGACUAUCAGCCAGCCAAACCGACAUCAGCAUGCGUUCACAGCGUAGCAGCAGCGGCGGCGGCAGCAGCAGAUCCACAGCAGUAUCCACCUCCAACACUCCGCGCACAUUGUCCCCGACCAACGAACACUCGGACCACCAGGGGCAGCAGCAGCAUCAUCGCCAGCACAGUUGCAAUCCCAACCGUUUGCAUCUCGGCGUGUCGGCGCGUCUCACGGCCUCGCACUCUGACCUCUCCUACAUUAACCGUUCUGUUUCGCCCUCCUCGUCUCGUCACCUCGCGCCGGUGGAUCGCAGUCGCUCGGGUUCGCGCUCGCGCAUCAGUCGCACCGUACUGGGUGAAAGCUCGUUCCCAUCGCUGGCCGCACCCAGCACAGCCAGUGUUUCUCCGCUGACAAGCCGUGUGAGCAGCACUUCACGCACCUCUUCACCGGUACCAGGGGCAGCAGCAGCCGGACGGCACACAUCCUCAUCGCCGUCUCCAGCCGAGCUCAAAGCACCGCUGGAGCAUACCUACGUUAGCUGGAGGGACAGGCUCAAGAAGUCGGCACCUGCAGCAGCAGCAGCAGGCACAGCUGCCAACACUGGUGGUAGCGGUGGUGGUGGAAUGCGCAGGAAUUCACCCAGCCCGUCGAGCACUGCUGUUGACGCCGUGACCGACUCUGGCUGCCAGAAUAGCAGCACAGCAAGAGACUCUGGCUGCCAGAAUAGCAGCACAGCAAGAGUGCAAUCACCUGCUCCUACUACUGUUUCUGUUGCUAAUGAUGUUGUGUGUAGCGGCGAGUAUGACAACACCGCGCAGGCAAGUGUCACUGAUGAUUCUCACCUCUCCCCGUCGUCGUCGUCAUCGUCCACUGGCACCAUUGGCAAACGAAGUGGUAUUGCUGCCAGGAGCAAUUCAUCGGACUCUGGACAUGCACUCUCGCCAGAGCAAUGUCCAGAGUCUGCACCAUCACCGCCAUCCUCGUCGUCACAACAGCGCCAGCCAGGUAGCAGUGAAGAGAACGAUUGUGCGCAGUCUGCGCACGCCCCCCAGCUCCGCAAUGACGAGAGCAAUGACGUUGUGGCGGUUGCAGACUCCUCCAACCAGGAUGCUGCGUUUGACUCUGGCAUCUCCCUGGACGAUAGUCCCCAGCACCUAGCGGAAGAAGGCCUGGCAUGUGACAACAGUGGUGUAUUCACAUCAUCUCGUGAUGAUCGCCACGCAGACAGUGGUGCCGUGCGUAGAGCAUCGGACACCACGUCCCCUGACAACGGCAACGCCUCUCACACCACUGGUGGCUUCACCCGUCGCGCCUCGGACCUGGGCGAGUCCUUUGCCAGCUGGCGCUCCCGUGUGCACCGCUCCUCCACAUCUUCAGCAUCGCUGGCGUCGGGUAUCUGCGCCUCGCGUCACCAGAGCCCACCAACACGAGUGCUUGCCUAUGAUGAUUUCAGUCUGCCAUCAACUGUGCUCAUCGAACGCCAGGAUCCAGAGGAGAGCUUCACCUAUCUGCAGGAGCAGGCUCUGCGCUUGUCCGACAAGAUAGAAGCCAUGCUGCUGGAGAAACAGCAGCAGCAGUCGCGGCGUAGCUUCAGCACCUCCCCUUCCUCAGCAGUAGUAAACAGAAGUGAGCAAAUAGCUGGACUUAGCAGCACUGGUGAGUCGUCAUCUUUCACGGUAUCGGCGGGGUCGGCGGCAGCGGCAACCCAGAACACAACCUCUGGUACGGCACCGACCACUCCGGUGAAGAAGGCAAUGCGAGUCGUUCUAACGCCCUUAAACAGUCCGCAGCGGGCGUUACCUCUUGUUAGGUCCCCACUGUCGGCACCCGGAACCAACGUUGUCUCCGCCCCCGGCAAUCCCAUGACCGAUAGUGAAUCGCCUGGUGCCAAGAAUGCAGCCACCCGUUCGUUUUUCUCCGUCAGCGGUGCCCGUAUCACGUCCACCGAUGCUGCCCAGCUUCUGAACAGAGUACGUAUUCACUUGAAGUCGUCAGCCAGUAUCAGCGGAAUGCGGCAGCUCGAGCGGCCGCGUGGACCGCCGAUUUCCGGCGAUCUCGACUUCUGCCAGCAGCGUCCGCAUGGCCGUGGCUCGUUGUCCAGCUGUGAUGAUGGCACAGGUUUGGAGUAUACCGCCGGUGGGGGUGGUGGUGGCAGCAGGGCGCAUGCACCAUGCACGCGUGUACAGUCCGUCGAUCGCUUUCGCCGGCGGCAGAUCCGCGGCGCCGGCUGUGCUAAUCUGCACACGAACCUCUCCGCCAACAGCAGUUUGACGGUGAACUGUGCCGAGUGUUCUACAUGUACUGGCGACACUCAUGCACCUGCAGGUGGAGGUGCUGCCGGUGGAGGUGCUGCUACGGGUGGCAAGCCACUACCGCCGUCGCACUGUCAAUGCCGUCCAGUGCUUCCCUCGUCGCCACUAUCCCAUGACCCACCUGUUGGUCUUGGUGCAAGUGGUGCUGCCGCUGCAUCUGUCAACUACACUGCUACACAUGCAGCAAGUGAAGCAGCAGCGGCAGGUCAUCAUAUGACAUCAACGCCAUCAGCAUCGUCGUCGUCAUCACUGACGUCGAUCAAUGCGUCAUCGAUCCCCCAUGCAGCGAAUGUUCAUGCCAAUUCUGGCAGAAAAGGUCAUGGAGGCGAUGGAGAAGAGGGUGAUGACAUCAUGGCACCGCUUGCCACCUAUUCCAACCAAUCCCAGCAUCGCAACUCCUGCCACUCUGAUGGCUCUGGACCUUGUGCCCUGUCCUCUUCCUCCUCAGGCAUAUCAGGUACACCAAGCUGCCUCUCCAUCGAAGACUUUUCCUCGCCUGAACUCGUAGCAUGCUAUACCUCCGAGCUUGAGUCCGAGAUGAAAUCCUCGUCGAACAGCGCCGCUGGCAAUCGCGGUUCCAACGCUGCCCCGCCGCCGUUGGCGCUGAAGUUCAAGAAGGCCGCCGCCCUGCGCCAGUACUGGACGGGCAAGUUGAGUACGUUUCCCGGCGUGUCGCCGUUCUCUCUAGCUCUGAUCGGGCUCACUGCUGGCACUGCGGCUGCUACGCCUGCCUUCCGACUCGGCUCAGACCCUCACAUGGGCCGCCAUGCUGAUGCAGCGGGCAGUAUAGCGCAGUCGCAGUCAACACCCAUUGCGGCCGAUGGUGGCGGCGGCGGAGUGUUGGAGCGUUUGGACAACGUGUUGACAGCAGCGCAUAGCCAGAACACGGUGCCACGCCGCCAGUCCAUGCCUGGCGAUACAUCCACGUCACUGUCCUCAUCGGCAGCAGAACAGCCUCAGCAACAGCGGUCUUCUUCUCAUCCGAGCUUAGUGCGUCUGGACAAGCAUCGUCGUUCCUCUCAGUCAGCCUCGUCGAAACAGACCUCUGCACACAUAUCUCCGAGUGGCAGUCAUUGUGAUGGCUUGCUCAACACCGCUGCUGCCUCUCACCUGGAACAAUCCGACUUUUCGCACGUUCUCAUUCGCACGCAGAGUCCGUCUGUUGAGGAUGCCAAGAUUUAGCCUGUCCACCUGUCUACCGCUGGUUGACAGUCUAUAUAAGCGUUAGUAGCGAGCAGACAUGUGGCUAGUGCAUGCCACCUGGCCUUUUCUCUCAUCAUAUCUCGGUUGUACUGGACUCUUGCAGAGGAAAUCUUCUGCUGUUGAUGUACGUGUUGUCGUUGCUAUUGUUGUUGCUGUUGAUGUUGCUCUUGUUUUCCUCGGCGUCGUUGUUCGUGGUCUCGUUCUUCUUGCUGUUGUACGUGUGUAUAUGUGUGUGUGUGUGUGUGUGUGUGUGCGUGUGUGUGUGUGCGCGUGUGUGUGUGCGCGCAUGUGUAACUUUUGCUCUCUGGCAUGGAUAUCUGAGUGCCAGUGCAGUUAGUUCUCUUUGGGUAUUGUGUGCAUACCCAUGAUGCCGAUCGUGCUCUGCUGUGUGCACCUACCUACCACCUACCUUCCCUUGUCUCUGUAUGUUCUCACCAUGGCACAUAUACACACUGCUUAUGCAUAGUGCAAUCAUGUGACACCAACUGACGUCGUUUCUGCGUCAGCUUGCACCCACUGGCACGCGGGCUGCUGCACUGUACGUGUUACAGCAGCAGUAGCACCUGCAUGUUGCAGCAGCAGUAACACCAAGUCUAAUCUGGUGUAUUUCCUGACUGGACCCCUAUAUCCUAUCCUGCAAACAUAAUCUUUCUAUGUUCACUGCAUUGCAUAUCACGUUUGGCUGCUAUUACCGAUAUGCCAUGCUUUCUUCUAUACUUGAUAUCUUUGGUAAAGAAACAACUUUGUCUGUCACUAUCUUCAGCAGGUCUUUUGCGGUUCUCUUUUCUGCGCAAGCAGAAGUGCGCGUGGACAUUUUGGACAUUUGCCUUUUCCCCUCAAUAUGACUGUGAUGUUGCUUAGCUUGUCUUUUCCUUUAGUUGAGUGUCCAUAGUAAGGAUUCUAUCCCGUGCUUGCGCUUAUGUGUCUGUGGGGGAUGGGUGAGUGUGUGCGUGUGUGUGGGGUGUCUGUUCGCUAGGACUGGCAUCACUCUUUGUGUUUGCUGUUCCUAGUUUUCUCCGUCGCUUUUGCAUAUCUGCUUGCCUGGCAAACAUCUCAUUGCUCGUCUAUUCUCAACUUAGUAGGCUGCAUGCCAGUAGGCGUCUGUCCCUUCAGCGUUCUAUUCACGUACACUCGUGACAUUACGUAUUUCAGCAUACAUGAUGUACAUGUGUUGUGUGUAUUCGCGCACUCAUCCCCUCAACUUGUGCUGCAUUCUAUGCACUGCUAGUGAUAUGCAUAUUUUUCAUACCUGCUCAUUACUACAAUGUACUAUCAUUAAUUUACUACUGGUAUCAAAGAGUAUGAUGUCAUUCUCCCCUAGCUGGGAACUGU